AUGGACUCUCUUCCGCAGCACAAUGGCCCUCCAUCGGGCACGGGAAUUGACAACAUCGUGGAGAUCUGGCAUCUCUACCGAAGUCCCAUUAUCCUCGCCGUUCUCGCUGUGCUCAUAUGCGCUCGCGUCUAUAUCCAUGCCACAGAAUCAAAAGGCGAAUUGGUAGCUCUACCUCGAGCAUAUGCCGCGCCACCUGAAGCGGCCCCGGUCACCGAGCCAAAGCCUGCGCGACCGGACGAGAAGAAGCCCACGAAGUCCAAUGGCCCAAGGAGAAUCAAGGGUGGCAUGGUUAAACGACCUUCUCAGAACGACGACGACGUAACCGUAUCGGACAAGCCCGUCAAGACGCUGGUGUUCUACUCAUCCGUCACGACCAAGACGCACAAAAUCGCCGAAGCCUACAUCGAAAAGCUAGCCACUUCCUUCGAGGCGCUGACCAAAUCGACUGGUCGCCAGUUCCUGCAAGCCGAACUUCUCAAUCUCGAAGACAUUGAGUUCGACGACUACUUUGUCUCACUACCAUCUUUCGAUGGCGAGCCGGAUGUCUUCUACCUUUUCCUGAUCCCGAGCUACAAUAUCGAUACGAUUACCGACACAUUUCUGCAACAUCUCGACGAGACCCACCAUGAUUUCCGAAUCGACACAGGCUCUCUGUCGUCCAUACUGGGAUACUCGGUGUUUGGAUUUGGCGACAGCGAGGGCUGGCCCACUGAGAAGGAGGGAUUCUGCUUCCAGGCCAAAGAAAUCGACAAGUGGAUGGCGAAGUUGACCGGACGCAGAAGGGCUUACCCCGUCGGUAUGGGCGACAUGAAGGGCGAUCACGCCGCGAGGCUCUCGGAAUGGUCUGCUGGUGUUCUAGACGUACUGGAACACGUGGCCAAGACUGGUAAUCUGGGAGAAGGCCUCCCGGGCAGUGGAGACGCGGAAGAGAGUGACCCCGAGGAUGUGGCAGAGGACGACGAUGGCGAGGUCGUGAUUGGCGAUGAAGGCGACAGCACGCAGACUGGUGAUUUGGGCGAUGUCGAGGAUCUGGGCAAGCUGGUGCGAUCAUCUGACAGUGACAAGUCUCGCCCCAGCAAAGGUGCUAUCCCGGUCGACUUCACAUCGUAUGGGGCCAAGAAAAGUAAGCCGGUGCCCGCAGGGCCCAAGGAAAUGGUUGCCAAGAACUCGCCGACUUACGCCGCGCUCACGAAGCAAGGAUAUGCCAUUGUCGGCUCGCAUUCAGGAGUCAAGAUUUGUCGAUGGACAAAGUCCGCUCUGCGCGGACGCGGGAGUUGCUACAAGUAUUCUCUCUACGGCAUCAAUUCGCACCAGUGCAUGGAGACCACGCCAUCGCUCUCAUGCUCGAACAAGUGUGUCUUUUGCUGGCGAGGCGGGACGAACCCCGUCGGUACCACCUGGCGAUGGGUAGUCGAUCCCCCGGAUCUGAUUUUCAACGGCGUGAAGGAGAAUCACUACAAGAAGAUCAGGAUGAUCCGAGGCAUGCCUGGCGUCCGGGCGGAAAGAUACAACGAAGCCCUCAGGAUCAGACACUGUGCCCUGUCCUUGGUCGGUGAGCCGAUAUUCUACCCGUACAUCAACCAGUUCCUUGCGAUGCUGCACAAUGAGAGGAUCUCCUCGUUCCUCGUGUGCAAUGCGCAACACCCAGAGCAGCUGGCAGCCCUGAAGGCCGUUACACAGCUGUACGUUUCGAUCGACGCCUCCAACAAGGACUCCCUGCGCAAGAUCGAUCGGCCCUUGCACCGAGACUUUUGGGAACGAUUCAUGCAAUGCCUCGACAUCCUGCGCGAGAAGCGAUUCCGCCAUCGAACCGUCUACCGCUUGACCCUGGUCAAGGGCUUCAAUGUGGAAGAGGAAGCGGAAGGGUAUGCGAAACUUGUCGAGCGUGGCCUGCCCUGCUUCGUCGAGGUCAAGGGUGUGACAUAUUGCGGGACACCCACGUCUUCCAACGCGGGACUGACCAUGGGCAACGUGCCGUGGUACUGGGAGGUGUGCGACUUUGUGCGUGCCCUCGAGAAACACCUCAAGGCCAGGGGGUUGAACUAUGGCAUCGCCGCGGAGCACGCGCACAGCUGCUGCAUCCUGCUGGCCAGCGACCGGUUCAACGUCAAUGGGAAGUGGCACACGCACAUUGACUAUGAAAAGUUCUUCCAGCUGCUCGAGGAGAAGGGCGUAGACGGAGACUGGGCCCCUGAGGAUUACAUGGGACCACCGACCCCUGAAUGGGCGCUCUGGGGCAACGGCGGCUUCGACCCGCGCGACGAUCGUGUAGACAGAAAAGGGCGGAAGAUUGACCGUGUGAUUGUACGUGAUCGUCCGGAGGAGGUGGAGGUGUAA
Messenger RNA from Emericellopsis cladophorae, 2337 nucleotides. Its product is annotated as S-adenosyl-L-methionine-dependent tRNA 4-demethylwyosine synthase-like protein. Gene Ontology annotation, biological process: wybutosine biosynthetic process. The transcript is spliced from 2 exons. Lineage: Eukaryota; Fungi; Ascomycota; Sordariomycetes; Hypocreales; Bionectriaceae. The coding region runs from base 1 to 2337 and encodes 778 amino acids. Gene Ontology annotation, molecular function: FMN binding; catalytic activity; 4 iron, 4 sulfur cluster binding. The record is from RefSeq and is a predicted model, not a curated record.